Molecule: messenger RNA, 636 nt
Organism: Kogia breviceps (pygmy sperm whale)
Lineage: Eukaryota; Metazoa; Chordata; Mammalia; Artiodactyla; Physeteridae
Source: RefSeq, a predicted model, not a curated record
AGCAGCUCUGCCCUGGGAGGUGCUGGUGGCACAGGUGGGGCCUGGUCGCUCCUCCCUUCCUGUGCUAGCGCUCAAUCUGGACCCAGAGGCCGGAAGACCUUGGAACACCUCGUCUUCUACCAGGCCCUCCCCAUGGGUUUAGAGACAGCCUGUUACCCCCUGGGAGACAGACCCUGCGAGAUGCAAACCUUCAGAAUCUGGGAUUUCACCCAGAAGACCUUCUACCUGAGAAAUAACCAGCUAGUUGCUGGAUACUUGCAAGGAGCAAAUACUAAAUUGGAAGAGAAGAUAGAUGUGGUGCCCAUUGAGCCCCAUGCUAUGUUCCUGGGGGUCCACGGAGGGAAGCUGUGCCUGGCCUGUGUCAAGUCUGGUAAUGAGGUCAAGCUCGGCUUGGAGCCGGUGAACAUCACUGACCUCAGCACGAGCAAGGAGGAGGACAAGCGCUUCGCGUUCAUCCGCUCUGACAGCGGGCCCACCACCAGCUUCGAGUCGGCCGCCUGCCCCGGCUGGUUCCUCUGUACCGCGCUGGAGACCGACCAGCCCGUGGGCCUCACCAAUAAGCCUCAAGAUGCUGUCCAGGUCACCAAGUUCUACUUCCAGCAGGACCAGUAGGGGUGGUGCCUCUCCCUCCCUCCC